This is a messenger RNA of Cydia strobilella, 1783 nucleotides long. RefSeq lists its product as uncharacterized. The coding region runs from base 254 to 1783 and encodes 509 amino acids. The record is from RefSeq and is a predicted model, not a curated record. The transcript has 13 exons. Lineage: Eukaryota; Metazoa; Arthropoda; Insecta; Lepidoptera; Tortricidae. Gene Ontology annotation, molecular function: ubiquitin binding.
ACAAUUGAAUUCUGCCGGCAUACACGCGUUAGCUUCCCGUUUUACGACACACGUAUCUGCCAAACAAAAUAAUAAUAAAGGAGGGAAAUAUUCAAAUAUAUUAUGGUAUUUGCUAGUUAUCGCCUUAUUUUUCGUUAAAUAUCAUGUGAGAAAGUUUUCUUUAUUGUUUUAUUGAGAAAAUGUGAAUGUUUUGUUUAUAACACCGGACAGGUAGUCAAGUGUCGCUAGAAGUUUAAUCGAAAACAAAAUUAAAAUGGAUGAGUUGAGGUCGAAACAUAAGUCCCUGCACAAUGCCGCUCACCACAUCGCCUUGGAGUGUAUUAAUCCUCAGUCUCACUCGCCGUACCAUGUGCACCCGUACCCGAGCCCAGUACGGCUGCAGCACGCCUUCCAUAGCCAGAAUAGCCCUAAGAUGUUCCACCCUAAAGGGCUCAAGCCCCAUAUCGACGGGCGCGCGUACAGCACACCAAACGACAGCCCGAUCCUCGGGCGCGCCCUCUGCCUCACGCCCCGCGGCAGCCCCCUACCGGGCCGAGUCUCGCACCUUAGCGACAAGUUUCAAGACUCGCUCACUCUGGCGUCAGACACGGACGCCCUCGUCGCCAAGAUCAGUGCCAUGUUCCCCACUGUCAGCGAGACGCAUAUCAAGAUACUGCUGAAGAAAUACUACAACCGUGAAGCAGUCGUAAUAAGCGCUCUCCAAGUCGAGAAGCACCCUAUAACGACCCCGGGGCCUCUCACCAUGUCCCCCAUGGCGGCUCGCAUGCAAAAGGGGGCUAUGGGGGUCUAUUCGGCCCUGCAGCUCGCCAAGGGAGUUUCUGGCUCCAUACACUCUGCUCAUUUUACCCCGCUCUCUGGGACACCUCAAGGGUCACCGAGCCUGCUGCGGCCAGCAUCCGGAGCCUCCAGCCAUUACGGCGCCCGCUCAACCAGCAGUCAACCCACCAGGCACCAAUCGCCGAAGAUGAAGCUGAAAUACCUGAAGAGCGUUUUCCCGAAGGCUGAGGAAACGCUGAUCCUGGACGUGCUCGCGAACAAGGACAACAACGUGCAGAAGGCUAGCGAGGAACUCCUCACCAUGGGGUUCACUAAAAAGGAGAUUGUAAAGAAGAAAGAAGAAACCCCCCAGCCUGUCAAAAAAGUUGUCACCAUUGUUAAAACGGCGGAGGAGAAAAACGAAUUAAAGAAGAAACUCCAAAAUAAAUACAGCGCUGUGGCCGAGCGCGUCAUCUCCAUAGCGCUCGACAGCGUAGAUUACAACGAGGAGCGCGCCGAGCAGAUACUCUCUGCUGUGCUAACGGAGGAGCCCAAGAUCAAAACGGAACCAACGACGCCGAAACGGUCUCGGACACCUGAAGUCAAACCUGGGGAGGAGCGGAGAGCGGUGCUGCCGUGUGUUAUAAGCGUCGCGCGACUACCGAAUGAGACAGCAAGCAUACACGACACGCUUGACGUAUUAGAUGACGUUGUCACUUCUUGGCCGAUCUUGAAGACGAGCGUCGCCGAAACCAAAUAUAAGUCACAGUACACGGUAGCGGGCGCCGGGCCCAACCCGGCGCUCCGGCGUGGCCCGAAGGACAAUCUUUUACUUGAGGACUACAUGGCCUGGAAGGGUCCUAACCCUGACCUUCGCAAGGGGCCCUGCGUGCGGCCCUCGGGCCCUGAGCCCCGCGAGAGGGGCUUCUCGUUAGCGCGGGGGCCCGGCGAGCUCGCCAGUGGCCCCGCCGGACUAAACAAGGGCUCCAUAUAUCAGAAGAUGAACAAGAAGACGGCAAAAAUGUGA